AUGGCAGCUACAAAGAGGCCAAUCCUGCGGGCGCAUUUUACAGAUUCUGAGUCGACGAGUCCCUCGUCCCCGGCCGACAAUGACUUCCUGCGGCGUAUCGAAGCUUUGGUGGGCAAGUCGGUCGCCGUCACCAGAGCUCCUAAACUCAGAAGAUUGAUGAUGGUGGUCGCCUUCCUCACAACCUGUUCGAUCAUUCUAUGGAUUAAGGUCAUUGCUCCUAUCAUCGAGGAAGGGAGAUCUGCAUGGUCCGCUCUCAAGUCAAAUUCCACGGGUGCAGGCACUGUGAGCGAGGCCAGCCAUCCCAAGUUCCCGGGCAUGGUGUUCGUCAAGACACUAGAUCCGGCGUUGCUUCCACAAUCUUCCCCAGAUGACGCUGGCCCCCGCUCCAGGAAGAAGAGACUGGUGUUCGUUGGCGAUAUCCAUGGCUGCAGAGAGGAGUUGGAGGCCUUGCUGAAGAAAGUACAAUUUCAUCCUUCAACAGACCACUUGGUUUCGGUUGGAGAUAUUGUUUCUAAGGGACCAGACUCACUGGGGGUGAUUGAUCUAUUGCGACGUUACAAUGCUUCAUGCGUGCGUGGGAACCAUGAUGACCGCCUUCUGUUGGUUGCGCAAAAACUCCGAUCAAGAGCGUCCGAGACAGGCGCGGACCCGGUCGCAGAACUAGAUUCAAUUGACACGUCUACAAAAGCAGGUGAUCCUGUGCAGAAGUUGGCAAGGUCGCUGAAGGCGAAGCAUCUGGAAUACCUGCGAUCCUGCCCUGUCAUUCUCCGCCUAGGGCCAUUGAAAGCAUUCAAUGGAGAUGCCGUGGUAGUUCACGGUGGACUCAUUCCGGGGCUCCCUUUGGAAUCCCAGGACCCUGUUUCGGCCAUGAAUAUGCGCAUUAUCGAUCUUGCUACGCGUAUACCGUCAAAGAAGCACAAGCAAAAAGGAAGUAUUGCUUGGUACAGAUUGUGGAACAGAUACCAACAGCUGCUUUCCAUCCGGCAGCGCUUCGGGGGUCUGAAAGGGGAGAAAGGUCGAGGACAUGGAAAACACAUGACAGUCAUUUAUGGCCACGACGCCAAAGCAGGCUUGCAAAUCCAUAAAUACACAAAAGGGCUCGACAGCGGCUGUGUCAACGGGGGUAAACUUACGGCUUUGGUCGUUGAUGGCAACGGAAAGCAAAAGCUUUUCCAAGUCGAUGGCAAGAACUAUAGAGAGGGAGCCGUACCUCCGGUUGAUGUUCUCAGAGAUGGCCCAUCUGCAGGUGAAAAGGCAGGCUGA
This is a messenger RNA of Cladophialophora immunda, 1263 nucleotides long. RefSeq lists its product as uncharacterized. The record is from RefSeq and is a predicted model, not a curated record. Gene Ontology annotation, biological process: polyphosphate catabolic process. Gene Ontology annotation, molecular function: phosphatase activity; endopolyphosphatase activity. Gene Ontology annotation, cellular component: cytoplasm. The transcript has a single exon. The coding region runs from base 1 to 1263 and encodes 420 amino acids. Lineage: Eukaryota; Fungi; Ascomycota; Eurotiomycetes; Chaetothyriales; Herpotrichiellaceae.